Parasteatoda tepidariorum (common house spider) is the source of this 1103-nucleotide messenger RNA. The record is from RefSeq and is a predicted model, not a curated record. NCBI's taxonomy places the organism in Eukaryota, Metazoa, Arthropoda, Arachnida, Araneae, Theridiidae.
GGCAUGUCUAACCUUACAAGAGCAAAAGAAUAUUUGUCUCGAAUCUCUCGAAAGAGAAAAGCAGAAAAUAAAGUAAUUAAUGAAGAAUUUGAGAAAUUAGGAGAGCUCAAAUCUUUAUUUAGUGGAUAUUUCAACAGCGCGGGUAAGGAACCCAUAGAACAAAUCAAUGUAAAAUGUAUUCAACAUGUAAAUCAGACUUUGGGAAAAUUCAAAUCUGUUGAAACUGAUCAUAAUAGAAAGUUAUUGAAUCACCGUGAUCAAUGCUCUACGUUCUUACAACAUUGCUUAAAUGAAAGACGGUUGGAGAGGUUUCAACUGAAUUUAAACACGUAUGACGGUUUGACUUCUCUCUUAAAUAAAGAGGUAAAUACUAAUCUCGUGAAUUCCGGACUGAUUGUUAAAUCCAUUAUAUCCCAUCGGGAGGAAGAAAUACGCAGUAUCCAAAACCAAAUGAAGAACCUGAAGAAGGUAUUGGGCUCUACUGAAGAAUUAGAAAAAAUGGUUUCUGGUGCUUUGAAAUCGGUUGAAAGCUUUCUGUGGAAUGGAUUAUCAAAGAAAUCUACUAUCUGUGAUGACUUGAUAGAAGUUACGAAUAUAGUAUGUUCUGAAAAAGAAGAACUGAUGUCAAAAAUGCGUAAAGAGGUUGAUAGCUGUAAGGAGUUUAUUUAUGACAGCAUUAAAAUGAUAAAUGAAAAAAUGACUAAUCUAAAAACAAACGUUGUCAUUCUCAAUUCGAGCAUGGAAAAUAAAAAUAAAAAUAUGUCUUUCGCAAUUGAUGAGGCUUUUAAAGACAUUCUGGGAACGACUGGUAGAAAAACAUCUUUAGAAGUUCAAUCACAAAUAAUGGAAAUUGAAAAUAUUCGACUUGACCCAGAGAUUAUUAUUUUGUGCAAAGACAUGUACUCACAUCUCAUUAGCAACACUGAAAAAGAAAUUGAAACGAAUGAAAAAGUCUUAAAAGUAUUAAAUUCAUAUAAAAAAGGAUCGGAUGAAAAGGUUUGCUUUCAAAAUCUUUUAUUUUUUUCUAUUUGAGACGAUUUAAGGAAUGAUUAAUUCUGUUAUAAGUAUUUUUUAAAUACAUUGGCAAUAAAAAAUCCUCUGUA